This is a messenger RNA of Acanthoscelides obtectus, 8881 nucleotides long. The record is from the annotation of a GenBank genome assembly. NCBI's taxonomy places the organism in Eukaryota, Metazoa, Arthropoda, Insecta, Coleoptera, Chrysomelidae.
AUAUUACAUCAACCUAUUUUUCAACAAGACGGAAACUACCGUAGACCGUACACUUUUUUAAAAUCGUCUAUUAAAUCGUCACAGAUAGCCUACAUAUAGGUUUGCCAAAAUCAAAGACCUUUCUCUUCUUCGUCAAUUGUUGCUCUGUGCUAAGUCGAAAAAAAGGCGUAGCUUAACUUUUUUCAAUUACUACCUCCCUUUUUUAAAAAGAAAACGCGCUUUCCCCACUCGAGAGAAAUCUGUUUUGUGCCUAAGUUCAAUGCUUCUGAGUUUGUUGUCCUGUACUCUGCUUUUUUUGGUUAGGAAUCGUUUGAAAACAAACUUUUCAAGAGAGUCCAACGAAUUUUGAAUUAAAACUGCUUAUUCAUUAGUUUUUUUUCACUUUUAACAUAUAAUCAAAAUUGAGACAAACAAGAAAUGUCUGUAGUGUAUGAGACUACGGAUUUCUCACAUAUCUGUGCGUUUUGCCGUAACAACUAUUCAUCGCAAAGUAAUUUGAAUCGACAUUUGAGGGAAAAACACGAAUCUGAAAUUGUUGUCUGUGAUGAGUAUGGAAAUUCUUAUAAAUGUUUGGAGGGCUGCAAUUUUUCUUUCAACCGACGAGGUGGACUGUUAUAUCAUUUGGAAAACACUCAUCAUAUUCCAAUAGAGCAGGAAGAAAUGCAUUUCAGUUCUAGAAAUGAAUUUUUAGAGUGGAUGAAAUCAGUAGAGGAUCAUGACAAUGUUCAGUAUGUUAAGCAGCGUACAUUCAAAAAACUACAUACUCCUACUUGUUAUUAUACUUGUAGCAGGAGUGGUAGAAUCGACUUUAAACAAGGCUCAAAUAAAAGGAAAGGGAAGCCUAUUAAUAUGGGUAUUCGCUGUAUAAGUGGAAUCAAAUACUUUGAAACUCAACCAGAUAAAAUCAAAGUUAUUUAUCACAAAACUCACUAUGGACAUGACUGUGAUAAUGAAAAUUUCAAGACGAAAUGCCAAGACCCACAAUCUAAAGAUGCAGAUAGUGAAACGACUUUGAAAAUUAAGGAAUUGAAAAAAUGUGUCAAUCGUGAAUUUAAGAUAUUGUCACAAUUAGCAGAACAGUCGUCAGAUGCCCAAGCCUUACAGCGACUUCAUGACAUGCUCCUAGAAAUUAAUGCUGUUUUUCAGACACCCAGUGCUAAAAAGACAAGACAUAUAAGUCCAGAACAUAUUACAGAUCUAUUUGUUGAGCAAAUAGACAAAAGGAUUCUAUUUAAAAAUUUAGCUGAUGAUAAAGUGCUUGUUGUCCAACAUGAUCAUGGAUAUAGUUAAGAGAAUUCUGGACCUUCCUGAUUAACACGUUCGCGGACAGUUUUAGGAUAGGCGUGGUUCCAGCAAAAUCACUUUCUCAAUUCAAUGAUUUAAAUAGAAUAUUUGAGUUUUAGACUGUAGAUAUAUUAUUUUGGGGCAAUUUUAAAAUAAAAAUACACAUUUUUGCAAUUUUUUUCAAGGACGGUUAUACCCGUCAUUUGCAUAUAGAUAGUUCAAGUAUAUCCAUUUUGCAAAUGACGGUUAUAGCCGUGGGUGAUUCUCUGUAAACUCGUCAACGCACCAUACAAAUCUGUCCAGAGAUUUUAUAGCAAUAUAUAUCAAAGAAACACCAUCUAAGGCCUACGAAAUCGACACAUACAUCUCAAACACGAAAAUGCCCAUUGAAGAAAUAGCUAUUUUCUCCGAUAUUAGCUGUUUUCUAAAAGUUCUUAGCAGGGGACUGUUAUAUGUAACAGAGGACUGUUUCAAGCAGGGCAGGGGACUGCCUAGUGAGGUAGGGGACUGUUUAAAAUUAAUAAAAAUCGUAGGCAUGUGCUUAAUAUUCUUUAUUUUGCAUCAUCAGUGGUACCUCUAUGACCACUUAAUAGUAGUACAGUAAAAAUGAAUACAAAAACAUAUAACGUCAUACAAAAAUAUUCAGUUUCAUCAAGAGGCACAUAACAUUUCAUAUUUUGUACUACAAAUGAGAUCAAGAAACUAGUUUCACAAAAAAAACUCAACAACCUUCACUAACACUAUUAUGAUAGUACAGUAACAAAAUAAAACUUCACUUACAAAUUUUUAUAGAAAAACUAACAUUUUUAUACGUUUGAUGGUUCAUUAGAAAGCCAGGCAUGGAACAUCCAGAAAAUAUAAAAACUCAACAUCAUCACCAUGUGGUAUAUUGUAGUUUUGUACUCAUAAAAAUAGUAUCACAAAAGAUCACCGUCAUUCAUUUAAAAUGCCCCUACCGACAUAUAUAUGCAAUAUUGUUGUAGUUUACAAAAUAAAUCUGAACUUACAAACAAAACUUAAAAAAAAACUAUUCUCUGAGUAUCGGCCAGAUGACUUCGUAACUUGAAAGAAACAAUCAUCUCUCAUACACGUUCACCAAAGACUCAAAUUUGUAAAAUAUUCGAUUCCCUUUCAGUAUUAAAUCAGGACUCUCCAACUUCUGAACUACAUGGUCAAAUGAUACAUCUGAUAUGUCACUUUCAUCUAUUUUAAAGGUUUGAACCUUGUCAUCACAAACCUUUAAAAAUGUAACACGCAAAUCAUUUUCCUCUUCGUCGACUUUAUUAACCACGGCAGCAUAUCGAUACUCCACAUGUUUUACCAAAAAUCUAACAAGAACGUAGUCUCCAGUGCUAUAACAUGAAUGCUGUCGACCACUAGUUCCAGCGACUUCAUCACUGACGACAUUCACAGGCAUAUUUGACUUAUACUCGCUUAAAUUUAUAUUACUAUCCGAAUCCGAUUCUGAAAACACAUCUUCUACUCUCAAUCUUGGAUUCAGGUCAUAAGUAAUGUUACCUAUCUUAAAAUGCUCACAGAUGCCUGUGUUGCAAAAACAGCUGAGGCUCCUCAUUGUUAAGGUUAUACAGUUUGCUGGGAGGUCAGAAAUGGAGCUAGAAAAGACCCCUGUGACUUGAUGCACAUUUAACGUGCCUUUGAAGCCCUUCUGCUUAAAUGCCUCCUGUUGAAGUUUAUUGGACAUUUCCUGAAUAUCUUGACUGUCGAUUGUGAUGCAAGUUAUAUUUGGGCAUCUUUCUUGGAUACAUUGUACAAACUGUUCGAUAUUAUUUAUAUCGCCACCAGCAUUUACAACAAAAUCGGCAGUUCUUUUACAGGUUGGACCAACUCCAUCUGGUGCACCUUUCCCAUGCCCACUCUCGGUAUAGUUCCAGGUGAAUUGUUCUAUACCUGGAAUAUCUUGCGGUAGUUUGGUUGCCAUCAUAAAGAACAUUGUUUUGUUACGGUAUUGCGUAACGGGGCCAUCGCUCAAGAAAUGUACAUGCUUUAUGCCACAUGGAAGUGAUUGAAAAAUGGGUCCUAGGUCCUAGAUGUACCCAAAUAGCAGCAGGUGAGUGGGCUAUGUUAUCUGAUAUCGUGCAGUAGGAAUGUAUUGUACCUUUUAAAUAAACUACUACUGUAUGCAGGCUCAAUUGCGCUCUAGAUCCACCGAAAUGAAAUGCUUGUAUCUCUUCAGCAUACUUUGUGUAAUAAUUUUCGCUGAAGUCGAUAUGAAUAAGGACAUCGUCGUCUUGUAGAUUUUGUUUUAAAUGAUUUAUAGCACUGUAUUGAUGUAUGAUAUUUCUUUGAUGUACAAAGAAUUUUUCUAAAUCUGUGUGUAAUUGUGAUAUUAUUUGACGGGGAUGUCCAUUGUACACCAUUUUCAGGUGUUUUGUCACUAUCUUUGGCUUUUUCGUCUUUAAAUCUAUGAUUUCUUGUCUUUCUUGGACCCACAUCUUAUAUUUUAUGAUUCUCUUAUCGUUGAAUUCUUUAUAUUUAGGAAGUCUAUUUUUGCAAAGAAGGCAUCUUCUUGAUAAGCAGUUUUCAUUAUACCGGACACAACAUAGCUGUUCCAGUAACUUCUGGUAGUUGUUGUAGGCAAUUAUCUUUGCAUCAUAUAGAGCCCGCAACUUCAUGUCCAAAUUACUGUGAGUUACGCACAAGCAUGUGUCACGAUUUUGUGUACUUGGUCUUACUACCCAAAAUGGACGCAACCGACAGAAUGUUUGAUAACUAAUCUUGAAGUUAUUUGCCAAAAAUUUUUUGUAUAAAUUAAGAAUCGUAUCAAGAAGAUAUCUCUUUUGCUUUCUCACAUUCUGUUUUGUAACGUAUUAUUUUUUCCCAGCUCCUAUGCGACUGUUACUGUCAUCUUCAAAAAAGGACCGAACAGCUUGCUUAUAAUACCUUAUUGGUAUUCUUAUCCGCCGUAUCACAGGCACGGUCAAAGUAUUGUAACGUUUUGUACUCUGAACACCUCUAUACAAAACACCACAGUCUCUGGGUAUACACCGCCUGUACUUUUGUAAUCGAACUCCAGACAAGACUUUCGUAAAUAUUUGUUUAUCUUUAAAACAUUUUAAAUUUGAAUAAUUUUCUUUGAGUUAUUCAUUUAAAACGUCGCUAAACAACGCUUUCUUAACCACUUCUUUUCUACCUCCAGGUUCAUUCAACAUCUUCUGCAUUUUAGUGUUGGGUGUGUCUGCUUUAUUUUUCUUCUAUUUUGUAAUCUUGUUAUUCUUUUCCUAUAUUUAUCUACUUUUUUCUUUAGAGCUUCUAUCUUCUCAUCCUUUUCCUUAUUCACUUUUUCUCUCCGCUUUUUGACUUGCCUUCUUCGAUGUGAAUUGAUAGCCGUUACCGUAGGGAUCUGGUUACUAGGAAAGUCAAUGGAAACUGAAGUGUUGCAUCCUGCAGAUGAACAAGGGCUCCCUUGAUCAGAUGAAAGCAUGUUUGCACAUGGUGUAUUGAGAGCCACUGUCGCAUCCUUUUGUUUGGCCCGGUAAGCAGCACAAUGCUCCCUCCACUUUUUUAAGGCAGCCCUAUGUUCACGUGAAGUCAUGUCUUUGGCUAAUUUUCUCAAGCCUUUUUCCUUUUUUCUUUCAUAUUUCAACUUCUCCUUUAUUCGCAUGUCUUCCCUCAUUUGCGGGUCAUUCUUUUUUCGUUGGUACCUCAAACGUUUAGCUUCCCUCUUUUUCUGUAAUAUUUCUUCUCUGGAUAACUUUUUCCUUUUCGAAGCCAUCUGUAAAAAAUUCUUAUGUUUAGUGCGAUACAUAUAAUAGCGUUGACUGCAAAAUAUCAACAGAGAACUGAUAUCAGCAGUCCCCUGGAAUGGGCUACAGUCCCCUGGCAUCUUGGAGGCCAGAGGACUGUGUAUUUCGAUUAAAUCAUUCAACAUCAACGAAACAGCUGCUAGGGAUUCAAUUUCACGACAACUGAUCACUCAACACAGGAAUUAUAGGAGCAAUACAUAAUACAUAUAUGGUUAAUUAUGAAUAUUAUAAACUUUAAUACUUACCAGAGGACUGUGUGCUGUAACGGCCCUGACACGUGCUCUCACAAGAAACGACGCGCUAAUACUAACCAAAAUGGCGCUGCGCAGUCGCUUGCUGCAGUGGAGCGACCUUGACCAUAGGUGCGUUCCGUUUAAUGCCGAAUAUCAUUUGAGACCGGCGCAAACAUCUUUUAUUUGAGGUUAGAGAUUUGUACAGGGUACUGUUUGGAAAAAAUGUGGACAAAAUUACACACAUUUUAGAAACUUGAUAAAUUUAAAUUAUAGUAUCAUUUGACAGAAUUGUCAUAAUUUGGUUUAUUCAUUUUCAAAGGACAAUUGGCCACAUAGCAUGACAUUCAUAAAUCCAUUGAAAAUAAUAUCACAAAGUGGAUAUCAUAGGAAUGGGACAGCCCAGGGGACUGUGUUUCAUGAUAUUUGGGAGCAUAUAAAAAAUAAACUGUAACUAUUACCAAUAUUAUAUCAAUCGCACAAGGAAGGCAUAUUGUUAAACUUAUUGUAUAAGCAUCCUUUAUGUUUUAUAUAACAAUACUCAAUUGAAUAUCAGACAUGGACCGGGAUUUACGACUUUACAGAGAAUCACCCCCGUAUAUGAAAACCAAACGAAAGCACACAUUUCGGUGAAAAUAUAAGUGAAUAAAAUCAGGAAUACACAUAAAAACAGCAACAAAAACUUAAUACAUAACCUGAUUAACAAAAAACAAUUGGUUUAUUUAUAAUAUUCAUUAUUUUCAUGGUUGCUCUCAAAGCAUGUAGGACAUAAUGCAGGUUUAUCGCGGCACCCCUUACAUCUAACAGAAGUCUCUUUUCUAACAUUGUUCUUCCAGCAUUCCUUACAACGUAGGAAAUAAGUUUUUCUUUUGUAACCUUCAGGUGCAGGUAUUUUCUCCGGAUAAUGUUGAAAUACUACUCGGUGCUGAUUAGACGGUUGAUAAGAUGGACCAGGUUCAACAGUUUUCAGGCAAAACACACAGUCUUUGGUCUGCCUGUCCUAGUUUUUAUUAGAUCAGCACCAUUAGUAACGUUUGCUGGAAGUUGAAGCAAACUCUGAAUUAUAUUAUCUCUAAAAUUCAGAAACGUCUCCUUGGGGUACAUUUUUUUGUAAAUAUAAUAAGAGUUCCAUAGACACAGAUCCAACAGAUGGAAUAAAAUUUUCUUAUACCAUCGUAUGGUUUUGCGAGGCGAGGAAUAGUAUUGAACCAUUUGGUCACAACGAUCUAUGCCCGACAUGUUCUCGUUGUAAUCGGCAAUUGCUUUGGGUUUCAUUUUCAGUUGGCCAAAUUUGUUAGGAACUUCUAUUAGUGCAGGAUUGUUGGCAGUUGAUAUAAAAAGCACCUCCCUCUUAUCCCUCCAUUUCGAGACAUAUAUGUCCCCAGAUCUUCUCCAUACAUGCUCUCCCUUUUUUAGCUUACAAUCGACUUCUGCUUUUGGAUUGCCCUUUCUUUUUUUGCGAAGUGUCCCAGUUGUGUGCGUUUUGCGACUCAAUAAAUCUUCGGAUAACUACCGAAUUGUUGUAGUUAUCCAUGUAAAUCGGGAUCUCCAUUAAACGUUCCAUCGUCUCGGUAUUCCUCCGGCUCCGAAGCUGAGUCUUCAAAUAGUUGCAUAUCUCCAUCUUCGCCGUCGGCGUCGCUUUCUGCAAGCAUCUCAUCAUGAAGCUUUUGAAGAUAUGCCUGGUUUUUUUCGUACCAGGACAUUGCCUAAAAUUGAUAAUCAUAAAUAUCCUGAACCUUAAACGUCUUAACAAACGCCUAAUCGUCUACAACAAAUAAAAUGAAAUAGAAAAUAUAAAAUACUCACCGAUUUACCUUCUUUUUCGCACACAUACAUAAUAACUAACCUAAAAGCGACCUCUCAGAACGACAAUUAUUCUUCAUAUAAUGAGCACUUAUGCAGUUUUAAACGGCUAUAGCCGUCAAAACAAUACAAGAACAGACACGCAUAAAAUUGUACACGUGUUUGAAUAUGCGCCUCUCACGGGGCAUUUUUCUGAUUGGCGUAUGUUCCAGCAGAUUUAGUUGGCUAAUCCAUCAAUGUUCAUGGAAUUUGUGACGGUUCAAGCCGUUAUUAAAAGAAAUAGACCUGACUGCUAUAACCGCCAUGUCCUAUAUUAGGGAAAACAAUAUGACGGUUAUAGCCGUACUGUCCGCGAACGUGUUAAUGAGCAGUUUUAAGCGCAAGUGACAAGCUUUUCUAACCUAAAAUAUUGUUAUACAGCUACUUUGUUCUACUUUAGUGAACUAUGUAAAACAACAACAAAAUGCUAAUUAAAAUGUGUGCUUACCAUCCCUGAGAAUCCAGUUGGAUCUUAAAAUUUGCAUAUUGUAUUUGUGUACAAUUUUGAGUAUUCUCUCUGAGGAAAAUUUGCUACUCGUUGCUCUUUACAAAGUUUUGAGGGAAGGUAAGCUUUCACAAAAAUUUAUCAAGUUACCUCUUGCCAAUGAUUGCCUCCCUUCCUGAGAAAAAUUCCUGUGGGCGCCCUUGAACUCAUCAAAUAAAAACAGUUAUCGAAAUCAAACAUGAAUAAAUUUAUUGAAACAACCGCAGCCACGUUAUAAUUUCCAAAAAUACUAUUUUUAAGUCAUUAUACAAAGGUGUAAAAACAUUUGCAAUAUAUCGAGUUUAUGGCUAGUCCGUCUGUGGAGAACUAGUUUUCGUUGGGUUAUAUCGUCGCUUGAGUUCUAACACAGCGUAACUCAAAAUUGACGACUUUUUAAAAUAGCGAAAGAACGGUGGAUCUUUGGAUUCCCUAUCGAAUGACACGCAUAUCUUGAUGGCAACAUUUUUUGUGUUUCGCGAUGUUAAAACUUAAGCCACGAUAUGUGAAAAGUAUGUAUAUAUUUAACAAAAAACUAUUUUCAACGACGUCUGCUUUAGGGGCCUGUUUCUCCGGAAUCAAGAGGUGCUAUCAAAUCGAGAGGACCAAAUAUAAAGGUUUCAGAAUAGUCCCAAGUGUCACCCAUUGAAUUCCUGAAAUCCCCAUGUUUGGAAAACAUCCUGUACAUGACUAAACUAAGACAAUAAUCAAAUUCAAGCGAAUAACCAAAUGAAAAUGAUAUUUACCAUUUUGGUUUUGUAUUUACCGAUCCGUUCAAGCGAGUGUGGUUAUCAGUUUGGUUAUAAGAUCCGUGACGUCAUGAAUCAGCUGUUAUAUGUCAUAGUUAUCACCGCAAAAUUGUGGUAUUUACCCAACUCUAGAUUAGUUUUUAUAUUUCUGGUUAUUAUUUGAAAUGUGACAAGUUAGAAUUUUGCCGGGUAUUGGAUAUUUUUGUUGUACUUCAGCUUCAUUUUUGGGAAACUUGAUACAGGCUGACCUUAGUUGUAGCAUAAAGUAGAGCACCUUAUUAGUUAUACUCAUCACUGUUGUUGGGGACACUUUAAAUCUAGUUCCUAUGCUUAACAAAGUAUCCUGUGUAGCCAUAUACCACAAGAAUAUUAAAAUAUGGCCAUAUAAACUCACUGGAUAAUGUCCACCUGUAUACGGUUUUGCUAAUAUCUUUUUUCGUAUCAUUUCUGCUAAAUCAAUAAAUGUUUUCUUUGACAUGCGGAAAAGUUUAGAGAACUGAAAGUUUUCAUAGCUACAAAGCUUUCAUUAAA